CAUAGUACAUAGAGUUAGAUGUCUCUGGAAUUUGGUGGGGAUAGCAAACUGUGGUAUAGUUCAAGGCUAUAUAUAAUGACUUCAAUACACUGAAUUUACUUUCCAAAUAAAUGAUUUUGGUAUAUACAAACAGUUAUAAAAAGCAUAUUCAUUUUACUUUGUUGAAGUGCUUUAAAAUGAAGGCAAAAGUGAAACAUAUGUUAACCAAUGGUUUAUGAAGUCCCAUAAUAAUGUAUGCAAGGAAACUUAAUCCUGAGCUAGAAAAGCUUCAAGAAGAGGUUUUGGGGCCUCCAAGUUUAGAAACCUUUGUUCGAAAUGUACAAGAAGCAGCCUCAAAAAUCCAUUCUUCUUUUCUAUUUGAAAAUGAAGGCAAAGAAUUAUUACAAAAAUUGUGCCUUUUUUUAAGUGCAACAGCUUCAGGUAAAUCUUAUGGAGAUUGGCAGAAAUUUGCGGCAGUUCUUGGCCUCAUGAUAGAGCAAAUAAAAUGCAUCGACUAUGAUUUUAAAGGGUUGCAAGAUCCAACUUACUAUGUUUUACUGGCAUUUUCUCAAUUAGCAGAAGCUACUAUGGAUAAGAUAAUUAUUGCAUUGCAAAAAAUUGAUCGACCAGAUGUUAUUAACCGAGUAACAGAUUGCUUCAAUUACUUUAUUCAAGACAUAGUCCAAAACAGGAGCUUAAAUUUGAAAGAUGGAAUAUAUAAAUCCAGCACAUCACCAAGAGCUCCAUUGGUUUUAUGUCCUGUUAUACAAAAACAUCAUGAAAUAAAUCAAAGUCUUGCAAAAGUUCCUUACAAGCCAAAUAUUACAUGUCAAAGCGCAAGUCUAAAGUAUGGUAGUAUUGUAAUGUUAACGUUUGCUGAUGAUGGACGUAGAACAGCGGAAGAAAUUGCAAGAAUUUUCAGAUCUAAAAAUCCUAAAAUAGGAGUAAUAAUUUUACAAGAGCAGGAGAAGCAUGUGUAUUCUAAAGCCGAAGAAUUCAUAGAAGAUUGUUUUAAACAGGUUAAUUAUAUUGUGCCAAUAUUGACCAUGGGAUAUUUGAACAAAAUAAAUAACUAUGUGGAGGGUGAAAAUGACAAUACUGAUUUAGAUUCAAAAUAUCUAAGGUACAUUUACUCAUUAUUACGGUAUGAGUAUGUGAAACAAGACUGCAUAAAUAAUAGAGUGCGUUGCAUAAUUCCGGAUAUGGAAGUAAAAACUAUUUUGUCUCUUGACUUGCAUCCAACUUUACAAGCUUGGUUCAGAGAAAGCGAUAUACAUUCAUUUACAGAGAAAAUUCUUUUACAAAAAUUUUGAUAUUAUUUUAUGUACAAAUAAUAGUAAUUGUAUAUACCUAUACACAUAAGAAAUUGUUAUAAAGUGCCUUUUAUGAAACUUACCUUUGAAGUUUAUGAAAUGUUAUUCAUUAAUAAAAAAUUUGUUAAACAGA
Molecule: messenger RNA, 1425 nt
Organism: Nasonia vitripennis (jewel wasp)
Lineage: Eukaryota; Metazoa; Arthropoda; Insecta; Hymenoptera; Pteromalidae
Exons: 7
Coding region: 231-1292 (353 amino acids)
Biological process (GO): signal transduction
Molecular function (GO): protein binding
Source: RefSeq, a predicted model, not a curated record